This is a messenger RNA of Trifolium pratense (red clover), 479 nucleotides long. RefSeq lists its product as uncharacterized. The record is from RefSeq and is a predicted model, not a curated record. The coding region runs from base 39 to 479 and encodes 146 amino acids. The transcript is spliced from 6 exons. NCBI's taxonomy places the organism in Eukaryota, Viridiplantae, Streptophyta, Magnoliopsida, Fabales, Fabaceae.
GACGAUGAAGUACGGUAAAAUAAGAUAUCUAAGAAUCAAUGAGGGCGUCAUUGAGCGGGGACAUGUUGUUGGUUGCAGACAAUAAAUCAUACGAAGUUCCUGAAUUGUAUCAGAGGUGUAAUGAUGAGAAGGAGAUGAUUCCAGAGGCUCGUGCUGGAGAAAUAGUUACCGUAUAUGAACCCUGCAUCGAUAAUGACUCCAAUAGUUUAUAUUCUUUAGCGGGAGAUGCAUUUAUUGAUGGAUUAACAAGAUAUACAAUUCUCGGGAUUGUAAGAUAUUCAACAACUUCUCCUAAGGUUAAUGAGUCGUGGGAAGAUAUCAAGCCGUCGGGUCGAACAAGUUUAAAGGAACUGAUGUCGGGAGGCAUUAACGAUGUAAUAUUUUUAUUCAUGUUGCUUUUACAUGGAGAUUAUGUGACAUUAGCGCAGGAAAGUCACGUGAUAUUCAAACAUUAUGAGCCAUUGGAUCAAUCACUUUAA